UCUCUUAUCAACUUUGCAUGGAAGAGUUGUACACUGUCUGCGGCAAAACAGCAUUUCUCACGCCUUGCUGGUUUUCCCAGAAUCAUGAGAGGACUUCUUGAUGUUUUUCUCUAUGACACUGUAAAAUGGCGGAAGUGCAGCUCGAAGAAAUCUGUGCUGUUGGUUUGAAGUUGAAGCAGAGAAGUGAAAACACACAGGAAGUAACCGGACUUCAGUGUGACAGCUGAGUUUCCCAAACCUGUAGCUGAGGCAUGGUUUAAACAACAACCUGGCUUCGAUCUGACCCACUGCCCGUGUCCUGAAAGUUUCAUAUACACGCAUAAUACUUUUUUGGAGCUGGUUUGUACUAAAGCCAGCAAUGUAAUGACGACUUCUUUUAGGGAUUAGAUCUAAAGAAAUCUAAUCUUUCUUGAGUUAGAAAGCAAAAGCAAAGUUUAGAUAUUUAAGAGUUUAGAGCAGUCAAAUAUUUCUGCCUUUCUCCUCAUGUAAACUCUUGUUUGGAGUUUGAAAUCAGAUUUCUCUUAUUUGUUUGGUUCAUACAUCAUUCCCAUUAGUCUUGGUUUACCUCUCUUUAUGUUAUGGAGGUCACACUGUUUAAUCCCAACUCCACCCUUCCUCCCCCAUUCCCAAUACGGCCGGCUAUGGCUCCAUCCGUACAGCUUGGAGUCACCAUACUUUACACUUGCCUGUAUGGAGCUCUGUUCUGUAUCGUUUACUUCCAGCUCUGGUUGUUGUUGUUCUAUCGCCAUAAAAGAUGGAGCUACCAGAGCGUUUUUCUGUUCCUUUGCCUGUUUUGGGCAGCCCUCCGGACCACCCUGUUUUCCUUUUACUUCGGCGAUGCUGUUGCCGCCAACCACUUACCCACUCCGAUCUACUGGCUUCUCUACUGUUGCCCAGUGUGCCUCCAGUUCUUUACACUGAGCCUCAUCAAUCUCUAUUUUACCCAGGUCCUGCUCAAAGUUAGAGACUUGUUUUCUAUCGAGCCAAGGAAAGGAUUGUGCUUGGCCCGCUGUGUGUAUGCAUCCAUGAGUGUGGUUUUUUUAUGCAUCAACGUGGUUUGCGCCACCCUCGGUGAGCGAGGAAACACAGGCGGGGCCAGGAACAAAACAUGGACCCUGGUUCUAGUCCGUGUCUUGGUAAAUGAUCUUCUUUUUAUCAUCGAGGCUGUGUGCCUGGCCACUUCGCUGCUGCUCCUGACCCGAUUCUCUCCCACCACCAGCCCCUAUUUACACAGCAAGGGGACCAGUCUUUGCAGGACGGCUGUGUUGGGAGUAGGAGUGAUCCUGGUCUUCUUUAGCAGAGCGUGCUAUAACCUUACCGUACUCAUCCUGUCCCAAAAUUACAAGGUGGAAUCCUUCGGCUUUGACUGGUAUAACAUCUCGGAUCAGGCUGAUCUUCAGAACGAUCUUGGAGACAUGGGCUACAUUAUUUUCGGCGCUAUACUUUUCAUAUGGGAGCUACUCCCCACAAGCCUGCUCAUUCUCAUCUUCCGAGUUCCACGUCCUCAGACAGAAAUGAACUGUAGUCCCGUCAUCAACACAAGGGCCUCACGCGCAUAUUUCUUUGAUGACCCACGAUUGAUGGACGGUGACACAAGUGCCACUUGGUCACACAGCAUACGCCCUAAUAGCAGCUGGUUCGGCUCCAGUGAGACGGCUCCACUGCUGUUCAACAGGACAGAUCCAACAAACCAGCAUCACACCCUGUACUCCACCCCACAGACCUGAGCACUCCACAACAGCAGCAAUGAGUUAGGGAUUUGACAUGGACUCUUCUCAGGCAAUAAUGCAUUAGUACCUCAGCCUAUGGAGCCCAGUAGGUGAUAUUUGCACUGAAACCUGGUGCACAUGCUUGCACAUUCUAUGUUUAUGCUUCAAAUGAAUUAAUUAUAGUAGCAUGUAAAGUGACCAGCUUUAUCCUGUUUACGUAAAUAAGGACCACUGAAGAACUUUCUUAUUAACUAAACUUGUAUAACAUUUUUGUAUGUGUUUUUAUAAAAAUUUAGAGAAACCAUAAUGGCAAUGUUAAGUACAAUGCUUGAUGUACAGGUUGUGUUUCAGACUGAGAAAUGUACAUUUUAAAUGUUUUAAAUAUGAAUAAUUUACAUUUUGGUUUUUGUUUUUGUUUUUUGCGCUGUAUUCGAACACUUUCCUAAUUUAAUUGCAUUGUAACUUAAGAAUUCUCAACAAUAAAGACUAAUUGUUGCUAAGUA
This is a messenger RNA of Silurus meridionalis, 2212 nucleotides long. RefSeq names its product G protein-coupled receptor 137 (gene gpr137). The record is from RefSeq and is a predicted model, not a curated record. Lineage: Eukaryota; Metazoa; Chordata; Actinopteri; Siluriformes; Siluridae. Gene Ontology annotation, cellular component: lysosomal membrane. Gene Ontology annotation, biological process: positive regulation of TORC1 signaling. The transcript has 9 exons. The coding region runs from base 579 to 1727 and encodes 382 amino acids.